GGAUUAUAGGUGUGAGCUGUGGCGUCCAGCCAUAAUUCUUUCUGUCCCCAGUUAAUGACCUAUCCAUCUCUUCCACACACAUUAGUCUCUUUCCCCCGCCCACUGCCCUUCAGACAUUUCCCUCCAGGAAGCCAAGAUCACACUCCUGAGAGGUAAUCCCAUUGAGACACACACACACACACACACACACACACGCACACAGUCUCAUGGCAGCCACUCUAUCUUUGUUUUUGAUCACAGCGCUCCAGGGAGCCCACUGAGUGAGGGACCAAGGGUUAGGUCAAGGGGUCACUGAGAACUAAUUCAAUCUUCUUUUGUACAAAUCCUAACUUCCAGUUUAGGUGGGGCCACCAACACAUCCCACUUUACUAGGACUUUCCUGGUGAUUUAGCACUGACAUCCCACGUCCCAGAAAUUCCCACAGUCCCGGGCAGACCUUUUCACAAAGUGGAGCUUGGAGUGCAGAAAAGCUCAACACCAAGGGAGUGUUGACGCUGGUACACGCACGUACACCCCAGUGGGUAACAUCGUCCAGCUGUGAUCUUAUCUCCACAUAAAGGGCGUCUAACACUCAGGCCCACAGACUCCAACACGUCCACAGCCCUGAACCCAAUGCCCAGGCCGGGGUGCCACUGAGGCUUGAGUGCCCACAUGGAGAAGCGUUCAUCACACACUGGGAUGGAGAUGAUUGCCGCUGUGCUCCAAGCUACCUAGUGUAUUCCAAGGGGUUCCCUAGGAUGGGGAGAAGGGAUGAAAAGUUCAUAAGCACCCACUGUGUAGAGUGUUUUGUGAUGUUGCAGUUGGGAAAGGGUAGCUGGUAGAACCCAGGCACCAUAAAAUAAAAUAUGAUGCAUAAACACACGCUUAUCCAUUCAUUCAACAAACAAGCAUUGAGUCUUGGGCUGGGUGCUGUGCUCGAGGCUGGGAGUACAGUGUUGGGUGAAAGACAGUCUUGCCAUCUACUGAGAAAGAGCUCAAAGUAGAGAGCAGCUGUGCUACAGAGUGGUUAACGCCCACUGUAAGAAGACGCAGAAGGGGCCUCACAGACACAGGAAGGCUUCAUAGCGGAAGAGUGCCUUCUGAGCAAAGUCCCAGGGGCUUUGGGCCUAGGGAGGAGUGUGGGAAAACCUGGGGCCGGGUCCGAGGGAGAAAAUGACAGAUUUACACACUCCAGUCUCAGAAUAGACAGAGGGCAGGAUUGGGGAGAGGAGGAGAGGAAGUGGUGGUGGAUGACAUGAAGAUACAAAGAUACACAGAGUCCCAGUCAUGAAGGCCUUCUCUGCCAUGUUCGGACAUUUGGGCUUUAUUUUGGGGGCCAUAGGGUAUCCUUGGGAGAACUAAGAAAAAAACCAAAUAACAGGUCUAUUAAUUUCCCAAGGGAAGUAUGAUAGCAACUUAAGACUAAGACAGUGGCCGUGGAAUCGCAGGGAAAUGCUGGUUUGGAGGAAAAGUGAGACAGGGCUUGGCGGCUGGUCAGAAGUAGGCUGAGGGCUGAGUGGGAAUCAAAAGUUCCUGGUUUGCUUAGGUUUCGUGGGACCGGUUUCUGGCUUGAUCACAGUUGUGCUGUUCACUAACACUGGGAUUCCAGAAGGAGGAGCACGCUGAAGGCAGAUGGAUCCUGGCAAGGAAGAGAGAAUGAAUAAUUCCACUGUGGAUGUGCGAGGGUGAGAUGUGGCUCCUCCGAGGGAAGAGCAGUUGCAUGUUUAGGGCAGGAGCUCAGGGGAGAGGAUUUGGCUUCAGAUACCGAUCUGAAAAUCAUCCCCAUGGGGAUGCAGCUGAAGCCGUGCAGAAGGGGCAGAGGUCAGGGUCUCAGAUGCAGCCUGAAAAGCAUCCACAUUUAGAGAAUGAAAGAGGUAAAGGUGACAGAGAAGGAGAGGCUGCGCAACAGGAGGAAAGCCAGGCAAUCAUAGUAUCAUAUAAGCCAGGGAAGCAGUGUUUCAGAAAACACAGACUGAAAAAGAAAGAGACAGAGCCGCUGAGAGGUCAAGUUUGCGAACUAUUGGGAAGGUCCAUUGGAUUUAGCAACAUCCUGGAGGGCAGUUCUAGCGGACUGGCGAGGACAGAAACCAGGGCCUCUGUGGAUUGAAGAGCCAGUGAGAAAUGAGCGAGCAGCAAUAGUCUCCGGCUCUCGCAGGCUCUGUGAGGGCUUUGCUAUGACCUCAGUCCCCUCGCGGAGCCAGGACUGCCCCUUGCUGCCGCAGCCUCUCCAGGUGCCCGCCUCGCCCUGCCCCAUCCUCAGCCCCGAGUCACCAUGGGCAGCGUCAGUAGCCUCAUCUCCGGCCACAGCUUCCACAGCAAGCAUUGCCGGGCUUCGCAGUACAAGCUGCGCAAGUCCUCCCACCUCAAGAAGCUCAACCGGUAUUCCGACGGGCUGCUGAGGUUUGGCUUCUCCCAGGACUCGGGUCAUGGCAAGUCCAGCUCCAAAAUGGGCAAGAGCGAAGACUUCUUCUACAUCAAGGUCAGCCAGAAAGCCCGGGGCUCGUACCACCCAGAUUACACGGCGCUGUCCAGCGGGGACUUAGGGGGCCAGGCUGGGGUGGACUUCGACCCGUCCACACCCCCCAAGCUCAUGCCCUUCUCCAAUCAGCUAGAAAUGGGCUCCGAGAAGGGUGCAGUGAGGCCCACAGCCUUCAAGCCUGUGCUGCCGCGGUCAGGAGCCAUCCUGCACUCCUCCCCGGAGAGUGCCAGUCACCAGCUGCACCCCGCCCCUCCAGACAAGCCCAAGGAGCAGGAGCUGAAGCCUGGCCUGUGCUCUGGGGCGCUGUCUGACUCCGGCCGGAACUCGAUGUCCAGCCUGCCCACACACAGCACCAGCAGCAGCUACCAGCUGGACCCGCUGGUCACACCCGUGGGACCCACCAGCCGUUUUGGGGGCUCUGCCCACAACAUCACCCAGGGCAUCAUCCUCCAGGACAGCAACAUGAUGAGCCUGAAGGCUCUGUCUUUCUCUGACGGAGGUAGCAAGCUGGGCCACGCGAACAAGGCAGACAAGGGCCCCUCGUGCGUCCGCUCCCCCAUCUCCACGGACGAGUGCAGCAUCCAGGAGCUGGAGCAGAAGCUAUUGGAGAGGGAAGGCGCACUCCAGAAACUGCAGCGCAGCUUGGAGGAGAAGGAGCUCGCCUCCAGCCUGGCCUACGAGGAGCGGCCGCGGCGCUGCAGGGACGAACUGGAGGGCCCGGAGCCCAAAGGCGGCAGCAAGCUCAAGCAGGCCUCACAGAAGAGCCAGCGCGCACAGCAGGUCCUGCAUCUGCAGGUACUGCAGCUUCAGCAGGAAAAGCGGCAGCUCCGGCAGGAACUCGAGAGCCUCAUGAAGGAGCAGGACCUGCUGGAGACCAAGCUCAGGUCCUACGAGAGGGAGAAGACCAGCUUCGGCCCCGCACUGGAGGAGACCCAGUGGGAGGUGUGCCAGAAGUCAGGCGAGAUCUCCCUCCUGAAGCAGCAGCUGAAGGAGUCCCAGACAGAGGUGAACGCCAAGGCUAGCGAGAUCCUGGGUCUCAAGGCGCAGCUGAAGGACACGCGGGGCAAGCUGGAGGGCCUGGAGUUGAGGACCCAGGACCUGGAGGGGGCCCUGCGCACCAAGGGCCUGGAGCUGGAGGUCUGUGAGAAUGAGCUGCAGCGCAAGAAGAACGAGGCAGAGCUGCUGCGGGAGAAGGUGAACCUGCUGGAGCAGGAGCUGCAGGAGCUGCGGGCCCAGGCCGCGCUGGCCCGCGACAUGGUGCCACCCACCUUCCCCGAGGAUGUCCCCGCCUUGCAGCGGGAGCUGGAGCGGCUGCGGGCCGAGCUGCGGGAGGAGAGGCAAGGCCAUGACCAGAUGUCCUCGGGCUUCCAGCACGAGCGGCUGGUGUGGAAGGAGGAGAAGGAGAAGGUGAUUCAGUACCAGAAGCAGCUGCAGCAGAGCUACGUGGCCAUGUACCAGCGGAACCAGCGCCUGGAGAAGGCCCUGCAGCAGCUGGCACGCAGGGACAGCGCCGGGGAGCCCUUGGAGGUUGACCUGGAAGGGGCUGACAUCCCCUACGAGGACAUCAUAGCCACCGAGAUCUGAGGGGCUGCCUGGGAAGGCGAGUCUGGGGACCUGGCACUGGGAGGCAGGGCUCUCCUGUGCCUCCCCCUUGCUCAGCAACUCAGACCCCUCUGAGAGACACCACUCCCUGGGACACAGACCCAGGACCCCCGAGGGGAGGGCAGGAUGGCCCUUUCCUUCCCUCUCUGAUUUCCCAGUGUUCACCAGCCCUGCAGCCCACCAGGCCUCAGGCCCUGACUCCUCUGGCUUUCCCAGGAGAUGGGUCCAGGGGUCUCUCUGCUUUGGUUAAGGGCUCCCUAAACUUUGGCCUUUGUUCAAAAUAGAUAUCCUGUCCCCCUCCUCCAGGGAAGGUGGCCACAGCAAGUACAGGGUCUCCCCUCCGCUUCUCAUCCCAACCUCUUUUUCCCCGUGGACACAUCGGAAUGCCUUGGAAAUAGAAAGAAGCCAUAUAUGACCAGAAGCCUUGGAACCGGCCCCAUCAGAACCUGAGCUAUUCUCUGGCUGCAGAGGUGUAGGGGUGAAAUGAGCUGUGGUGAAGCUGGCUUUGAAACCUCAGGGCUGUCCUGGGCCCGACAAGCCACAGGAAGGAGGGGAGAGCCAGGCAGCCCGCAGUGUGGAGACGCUGCCACAGCCAGAGGAGGGCAGAGGGAAAAUCCAAGGGUUGGGAACCAGUGGCGGGUGAUGGCCAACCCCUGGGGCCCAGUCCCUGUUUACUGGUCCUUGCGAAUGGGAGCUGAGCAGCCUCUGGACAGCCAGUGGCCUUUGACCUCAGUGAUCAUUCUUCUUUAAGCCAUAGACCCUGAGACCCCCGGCUGGGUGCUGGGAAGGGAGGGUUGAAGCCACCAUGAACCAGAGGGUGUGGCUUUCCAGUUGCCCUCGGGGAGCCUCCCCAUCUGUUCAGCUGGGGCCAGAGGCUGGGAAUCCCCACCUGGUUCACAGUGGCCAGCGGCUACUCUGGAAUGUUUUUCCUUCCCCAGAAUCAAGCUUUUCCUUGAUCCAGAAGAGCCCAUAUCACUAAGACGGCACAUGUGUGAUCUGGGCAUUUUCCUCCUCUGCCCGCAGCCAGGUUCGGCGGCACACCUUUCCCCCUUAGCGCCUUCAGGGCUGAGUUCUGGGUUUCUACAGGUCAGGACGGCUCCUCAGAGUGCCAGGGAGCCAGAGCCCCAAGCAGGAAGAAAAAGAGGCAUAUACACAGCCGUGUGCAGAGCCUGGCCACCAGCCAUCCUCCCUCCACCUCAUGCCCCCGUUUGUCCCAGACUAAAGGACCCAGAGAGCAGCUCCCUUUCUCAGGAGCUUGGGCAGUGCCCCAGGGGGCCCAGGGUUUCUCUGCAGAUGUGCAGAGCUGGAGGUGGUGGAAAAGGAUAAAAGGGAGUUUCUCUGUUGUUUGGUUCAGGGAUUUUAUUUUUAUUUUUGUUUUUGUUUUUAUUUUUAUUUUUAUGAGACAGGGUCUUGCUCUGUCCCCCAGGCUGGAGUGCAGUGGCAUGAUCAUAGCUCACUGCAGCCUCAUACUCCUGGGCUCAGGCAAUCCUCCUGCCUCAGCCUUCCAACUAGCUGGGACUACAGGUGCACGCCAACAUGCCUGGCUAACUUUUCAUUUUUUUUUGUAGGGACGGGGUCUCGUUUUGUUGCCAAAGCUGGUCUCAAACUUCUGGCCUCAAGCAAUCCACCUGCCUUGGCCUCCCGAAGUGCUGAGAUUACAGAUGUGAGCCACCGUGCCUGGCCAGAUUUUUCUUUUCUUCUUCUUUCUUUCUUUUUUGCUUUCUUGUCUUUUCAGAAGCAAGCCAGACCUAGCAGGCUGUUCCAUGUUCUAUUUUUGACUGUAGCCACAGCUGCUGUUCUCAGGACAGCAGCCCUUCCCACAUGCCUGUGCCUGCUGCCUGCUGAGAUGAGGAGGGGGGCAUCUGGGAACUUGCGAGUCCGAGGCCAGUCCCCAUUUCUGCCUCGCCCACCCUUGGCCCUUAGAGACCCUGAGGUGGGGGUGGGGAGAUGCUUCUCUCCUUGCCCCCCCGCCCUCAUGGGUCCUAGCCCUUCCCUGAGUGUGGGCUGAGGCCAGAGUCACCUUUUCUGUGGCUGGCUCUACCUUCCUGUCCCUGGGGUUAAACGCUGCCCAUCCUGCCCUCCUCAAAUGACAGAGGAGGUUUUCUAGAAUUCCAAACCAUUGCUCUUAGUCCCAAGCUAGGUUUGAACCUGGAAUCUACCAGCCAAAAGUCCCUCCCUGCCUGAGGGCAGUACCCUCCAUCGCGCACAGUUCAGACCCAAGUCAAAGAUGUCCCAUUCCUUGCCCCCCGGCCCUCAUUUCCUUCAUUUCCACCAGGCUGUGCCUUGUUUGAGUUUUUCCUCCCAGUGAGACUGCCCCAUGGAGAGAAAGGAAAGGGCUGGCUCCCCCUCCCCAGGCUGGAGACCCCCACCCCCACCCCAGGAAAGAGCAGCCAGAGUCCAGCGCUCUGCCCUCAGACGUUGCCUGAGAAGAAGUGGCUGCCACACCGAGGGGAAGGCCCUGAAGCAUGAGACUGUGCUCCGCCAUGGUGUCCCGGUGCCCUCCAUACACAGGGGAGCGCAGCCUUCUCUGUAUCUCCAUGGCCCUGUCCCAGGCCGGCUCAGACGUGUUCCCCCCAGGCCUUGUCCAACAUCCAUGGCGGCAGAUAUCUUCCCUGGGCUGCCACCAGCCCCAGCCCCAGCCCCAGAGUGGCCCACAGUGGCACUAGAACGCAGGUGUCCCGCGACCUCGCGACCUCAUCGUCCUGUGGGUGUUCUUUCCCGCCCUGUCCAAAAGCGCCCUCACUAUUCUUGGACCAUGCCAGAUUCUGCGUCUCUAGAAAGAGGCUCUGGACAGCAGAGGCCUCCAAGCACAGAGCCCGGCCCCAGGCCCCAGGCCCCAGAUGGGGUGGGCUUCCUGCCCUUCCCUCUGGGCACGCCUGCUGGCACGCUGACCCCCUUGAAUGGACCAACCUGCUGUGUCCCCAAAGGAUGCCUGCAGGAGAGAGCAGCGCUCCGCACCACCUCACCAAGGAUCGAACUCUGCCCCUGGGCUUCGGAAUGACUGGACUCUCACGGGGUUCCCUCCUAGCUCUCCUGGUGAACUCCUGCCACACACUCGCAGCCCCUAGAGCACUGAGCUCACACGAGACUGGGAUGUGGGGGGCAUCUCUCCCCAAGGAGGCCCUCGCUGAGCCUCCUGUGCCUGGUCCUAUCCCGGGCCAUGUCUUAGGUGAGACAGUUGCCCGAAACUAAGCCAGGCCGGGCUGUAGGAGCAGCAGCUUUGGGAGAGGGAUUUCCCUGCAGACCUCAAGUCAUCAUGCAGUGGGUGCUGCCAUGACAGAGGCUGUACCCCUGGGCCAGCGAGGCUGCUCACCCACCUCUUGUGCAAGGUGGGCUUCGUGCUGUGCCUGCAGGCAGAGCUGGAGCCCCCAGCAGAGGCAGGCUGGGACAGACCAGCAUUUGGAAGAUGUACAUAGUUGUUUUUCUCUUUGUGGUUUCUUGUUGGGUUUGGUUUGCUUUUGACAGCUUCAUUUUAUUUUUGGUGUCACUUUUUGGCCAUGUAAACUAUUUGUUGCAAUUUUAUGUUUUUAUUUAUGAAUAAAGAAUGCCAUUUCUCACGC
This is a messenger RNA of Cercocebus atys (sooty mangabey), 7620 nucleotides long. RefSeq names its product leucine zipper, putative tumor suppressor 1 (gene LZTS1). The record is from RefSeq and is a predicted model, not a curated record. Gene Ontology annotation, cellular component: dendritic spine. NCBI's taxonomy places the organism in Eukaryota, Metazoa, Chordata, Mammalia, Primates, Cercopithecidae. The transcript has 4 exons. Bases 2252 to 4042 code for a protein of 596 amino acids. Gene Ontology annotation, biological process: regulation of synaptic plasticity; regulation of dendrite morphogenesis.